Messenger RNA from Plenodomus lingam JN3, 1785 nucleotides. RefSeq lists its product as uncharacterized. NCBI's taxonomy places the organism in Eukaryota, Fungi, Ascomycota, Dothideomycetes, Pleosporales, Leptosphaeriaceae. Gene Ontology annotation, cellular component: plasma membrane. Gene Ontology annotation, molecular function: cobalt ion transmembrane transporter activity; cobalt ion binding; magnesium ion transmembrane transporter activity. The record is from RefSeq and is a predicted model, not a curated record.
AUGGCUGAUCGAUUCCGACCCGCCGGACCCGCGGAAGACCUACCACCAUACUACCAGGAGCUAUGCGAUGAGAAUAUACAGCACUGUUUUCGAGACUUCGAUGUCGAGCGUAACUUUGACGUGUUCGAUCGACAGACUCGCAAUCCCCAGAGCCUUAAUUUCUGUCUUGACUUUGGCGAGCAUGAUGCGUAUUGCGCUUUCGACCUUGAUGCUUCAUCAUACGACAAACUAUUAGCUACACCCAGGCCCACUUACUUGCAUACUCGAUGGAUCAAUAUCUGGAUGCCAUACAACCAAAAGGAUCUGAUCCGUACCCUGGCUAGGCACUUCGACUUCACCCCCCGGCUUCUGGGCACCAUGUGCAGUGAUCCGGUCCCACCGCGACCUACGUCCUUGCACAGAAAGAAGAGUUCAUCAACAUUAAGGUCCCGCCUUAGUAACAAGUCAAAUCAAUCGGGGUCGAUCAAAGCAAGAGCGAGGGAGGCAAAUGAAGCAAGUCUCGACUUCGAGUCAAGCAUUGGAAUGAGUGAGAUGAUGCACUCCACACAACUUGAGAUGGUGCAAGAUCUCACUCAUUACCAACUAGUCAACGAUGUUUGGCACUGGUCAACAGUGGACUGGGGACGAAGGUUCGUCAGCAUGGGGUACAACUCGCUACACAAUGUGCGCACUAGGCAAAGAGAUGAGCACCCAGAGGAUGCAGACAGAGCCCAGGAUAUGCCGCAUGGAAAGCGGGUCUGGCAGUGGCUUCUUCUUUGCGAGGAUAAAACUGUGGUCUCAGUCUCCGAAGAUCCGUUUCCCUUCCACAACAACGGGCUAUGCGCAGAGGAUCUGAGGACAUUAUUCACUACACGGAGGAACCUUGUCAACGUAUUCAGGCAACUUACCAAGGCCCCUACGCCACUGAGAGAAGCUGCCUUCACUCAGCUACCCAUACGGCACCGUAUUGGCAACAGUGAAGAAGAAACUGUACAUCGUACGACAGAUGCGCCUGGACUCCUUUUCUACUACUUGUUCGAAGACUGGGGCUCCACGUUCAAUCUUAUAUCUCGAAGAGACAAAGGAUACGCCAACGAACUAGAUCGCCUGCGACAGGAAAUGCUCGUCAAAGCCAGCCUAACGCAUGUCGACCAACUUCACCACAUUGGCUGCCAGCUUGCCGUCCUCAAACGCGUGUACCAAAGCUAUGAGCUCAUCAUCGAGCGCGUCCUCAAGAAGCAAGAAGCCACCCUCGCAUCAUUGAAGAACUCUCGCAUCCUCAUGUCCGGAAUGGAGUCACUAGAAUCUUCCCAACCGCACGGCCCAAUAAUGCCUGAGGCCGACAGCUUGCUCGGUGUCUCGCUCAGCUCCGCUGCACGCGUGCGCUUCGAACGCCUCAAAGACCGCAUCAAUUUGUAUGCACUGAGCGAAAUUCAAGAAUGUCUUGACCAGAAAGAUUCACUCGUCAUGAUGAACUUCAAUCUUAUCGCCAUCAAGGAGUCCUUCUCUGUUGAGCGUCUGACCUGGGUCACGCUGCUGCUCGCCAAGAUUACCAUCUUGUUCACCCCCGUGACGCUCAUGACGGGCUACUUUGGCAUCGAGUUUAAGAAUACCCAGUUUGAGAUUGGGAACUUUUGGUGGGCGUUUGGCAUCAUAUUCGGGGUGUCGGUGGGGCUGUUGUUCUUGUUUAGCUUGGUGAGCGGGACGUUUGAAGGCAAGAUUAUUACGAAAAGCUGGAGUCGCAAGGCUGUGGAUGGGGGAUGGAAGUAUCUGGGCAAGAGGGUUAGGAAGGGCAAGUCGCAUUGA